AUGUUAUCCUUGCCAAUUCGAACCCUUUGCCGAAGCGCUAGACUUACAUCAGUAAGAGCCAAGCACAGUCUUCCGGAUCUUCCAUAUGACUACAAUGCAUUGGAGCCUGUCAUCUGUACCGAGAUUAUGCAACUACAUCACCAGAAACAUCAUGCGACAUAUGUUAACAAUCUAAACGCCUGCGAGGAGAAGAUUCAUGAGGCUCUUUCAAAAGGCAAUAUCAAAGAAGCGAUUGCUUUGCAACCAGCACUGAAAUUUAACGGCGGUGGUCACAUCAACCACUCAAUUUUCUGGACAAAUUUAGCCAAGGAUGGAGGAGAACCGAGUGCUGAACUAAUGGCUGCCAUAAAGAGAGAUUUUGGAUCAUUGGAGAAGAUGCAGGAAUCUUUGUCGACCGCUACAAUAGCCGUCCAAGGAUCUGGUUGGGGAUGGUUGGGUUAUUGUCCGAAGCAGAAGAAACUGAAGGUGGCAACAUGUGCUAAUCAAGAUCCUCUCGAGCCUACAACCGGGCUAAUUCCAUUGUUUGGAAUAGACGUCUGGGAGCAUGCCUACUAUCUUCAAUACAAAAACGUUCGACCUGACUAUGUGAAAGCGAUUUGGAAGAUUGCCAACUGGAAGAAUAUUAGCGAAAGAUUUGCGAAAGCAAAGUAA
Necator americanus (New World hookworm) is the source of this 651-nucleotide messenger RNA. RefSeq lists its product as uncharacterized. The coding region runs from base 1 to 651 and encodes 216 amino acids. Gene Ontology annotation, cellular component: mitochondrion. The record is from RefSeq and is a predicted model, not a curated record. Gene Ontology annotation, molecular function: superoxide dismutase activity; metal ion binding. NCBI's taxonomy places the organism in Eukaryota, Metazoa, Nematoda, Chromadorea, Rhabditida, Ancylostomatidae. The transcript has 5 exons. Gene Ontology annotation, biological process: superoxide metabolic process.